This is a messenger RNA of Polychytrium aggregatum, 368 nucleotides long. RefSeq lists its product as uncharacterized. The transcript has 3 exons. Bases 46 to 327 code for a protein of 93 amino acids. NCBI's taxonomy places the organism in Eukaryota, Fungi, Chytridiomycota, Chytridiomycetes, Polychytriales. The record is from RefSeq and is a predicted model, not a curated record.
AUCGCUUUCAUCACCGACAUUUGCCAGGCCCACCAAAGCAUCGCCAUGAGUGCCCCGUCACAGCUGUCCGCCGGGCUUGAUCCCGUCCACCAGAAGGAGCUCGAGGAGUUUGUCCAGGUUGUCGAGAAGCGAUCCGAGUUCCAGGCCGCUGUCCACAACUACACCGACAUCUGCUGGGACAAGUGCAUCACGAAGAUCAAGUCCCAGACCGACAAGUCUGACGAAGUCUGUCUGACCAACUGCGUCGAGCGCUUCCUGGACACCAGCGUGCUCGUUAUCCAGCGCUUCAACGAGGGUCUGCAGCAAGCUCAGAAAUCGCUGCAGUGAUGGACAUUUUCCUUGGCUCAAUACAACCACAGUCAUCCGCA